GGUAUGGAGGAGGCAUCGUUUCCGGGUUUGGUUUUAUCAGAAGACGCGAUCAACAAAUUGAUACCAUGAUCAGUCAGAAUUGAUGCUGACGGCCGAACAGAACCGCACCGGCUUCUGUGGGUCCGUCAUGUCCAGACAGAGAGGCGGGAAGACCCUGAUCAUCGCAGACGAUAACGAGGAGCCGGCCGAGGAACUGAACCCAUUCUCUUUCAAAGAGUUUCUCCGCUGGAAGGACUCUGACCAAGAUCUGGACCACGACCAGAGUCAUGGGCAGGAGGAGGAGGAGUGGGGGCGGAGUUUCCUGUCAGGUGUAGACAGCACAUCCUCCCUCUGCACCGAGGAGGAAGAGGAGGAAGAGAAGGAGGAGGUGGAAAAGACCAGGUUUUCCUCUCAACCUGAAGGGGGUCCCACAGCAGAAGGACAAGAGAACUAUGAAGGAGAUGAUACUUCAAUUGCAGAAGAAUUCAUCUCAUUUAGCAGGAGGAGCAAUGAGAAGAGCAGCCUGAUGCAGAAGCUGGAGGAGGAGAACAUGUCAUUGAGGAGAACCAUUCGGGAGUUGCAGAGGAGAGCCCAGGACAACCAUCGCAGGGCUUCUGAGCUGUCGGAGGAGCUGCUGCUGAGGAGGCGUCAGGAAGAGAAGGAGGCGCAGGACCUGGAGAGCAUGGUCCAAUCUGUGGAGCAGAACCUGCACCUGAUGACGAGGCGAGCAGUGAAAGCAGAAAACAGCGUCUCCAAACUGAAGGCGGAGCUUCAGCAGCUGCAGGUGGAGGUGGACUCUCUGCGCUCUGAGAACAACAAACUGAAAGCAGCAGAUUCUCAUCUCGUCAUGACGAUGAGACAAAAUGCCCAGGUGGCAUCAGAGUACCUGAACAAGACAGCGAGCCACGCCCACUCUUCCAUCCAGCAGCUGUUGGGUGAAGCAGAACGUCUCCGUUUGGUCUCUCAGCUGCUGCAGUCCAUCGAUAAGAUCUCCACUGUCCACGCAGAGUCCUGACCCCCUCAAACGGAUGCGAGGAUGUGGUUGUUGUGGAAACGAAGGAGAUGUCAGCCAGUCCAUCAUGUUUCUGUACAGGUGUUGUAUUUGAAGGAACUCACAGACAAAUAUAAAAUGAAAAGUGUCAUGUGACCAGCCACGUCCAUGGUGGUGUGAAGCAGACGUCUGGUUAACAAGCUGCUCAGACCGCUGCGUGGCGAUUGGUCAGUCUGGUGAACUGCUCGUUGAUGGUUUUUAUCUUCAGUCUGAUUAAAUAUUCUCAGAAUUG
Messenger RNA from Melanotaenia boesemani (Boeseman's rainbowfish), 1262 nucleotides. It is a transcript of the gene entr1, whose product is annotated as endosome associated trafficking regulator 1. Gene Ontology annotation, cellular component: midbody; centrosome; early endosome. The record is from RefSeq and is a predicted model, not a curated record. Gene Ontology annotation, biological process: regulation of cytokinesis; positive regulation of cilium assembly; positive regulation of protein localization to cilium. The transcript is spliced from 9 exons. NCBI's taxonomy places the organism in Eukaryota, Metazoa, Chordata, Actinopteri, Atheriniformes, Melanotaeniidae. The coding region runs from base 83 to 994 and encodes 303 amino acids.